This is a messenger RNA of Nyctereutes procyonoides (raccoon dog), 1620 nucleotides long. Its product is annotated as DNA polymerase nu-like. The record is from RefSeq and is a predicted model, not a curated record. Gene Ontology annotation, molecular function: DNA binding; DNA-directed DNA polymerase activity. NCBI's taxonomy places the organism in Eukaryota, Metazoa, Chordata, Mammalia, Carnivora, Canidae. Gene Ontology annotation, biological process: DNA-templated DNA replication; double-strand break repair.
CUUAGUGGCAAAAUUCCUUGAAAGCUCCAUCUCCGUGAAAGUGAACAGCACAUAUGGAAACUCCUCAAGAAAUGUCGUGUGAUGGAAAGCCACAGCAUUCGGGUGAACAGAGAAGAAAUGGAAAGGACUUCAGCACUUCUUGGGUCUCGUCUCAAGGAAUUGGAGCAAGAAGCUCAUUUUGUUGCAGGAGAGCAGUUUCUUAUAACAAGUAAUAAUCAGCUUCAAGAGAUCCUCUUCGGCAAGCUAAAGCUGCACCUGAUGAGUCCCAUGGAGACUCUUCCCAGAACAGGGCUGCAGAGACUCCCGUCCACAUCAGAAGCUUUAAAUGCUUUGCAGGACCUUCAUCCAUUACCCAAGAUAAUUCUGGAAUAUAGGCGGGUUCACAAGACCAAGUCAGCCUUUGUGGAUGGAUUACUAGCUUUUGUGAGAAAGGGCUCCAUUUCCUCUAUGUGGAAUCAGACUGGAACUGUGACCGGAAGACUUUCAGCCAGGCAUCCGAAUAUCCAAGGUAUCUCCAAGCACCCAAUUAAGAUUACUAAACCGCAAAAUUUUAAAGGUACAGAAGGCACGAUGCUCACCAUUUCCCCAAGGAGCAUGUUUGUUGCACCCGAGAGCCACACCUUCCUGGCAGCAGACUUUUCACAGAUUGAAUUGCGCAUUCUUGCACAUUUGUCUGGGGAUCCGGAACUUUUGAAGUUAUUCCGAGAAUCUGGAAGAGAUGAUGUAUUUUGUACGCUGACUUCACAGUGGAAGGACAUUCCCCCAGAAUGUGUGACAUAUGCAGACAGAGAGCAGACCAAGAAGGUGGUGUAUUCCGUGGUCUACGGAGCAGGGAAGGAGAGGCUUGCAGCGUGCCUUGGGGUUACUGUGCAGGAAGCUGCCCAGUUUUUGGAGAGUUUUUUGCAGAAGUACAAGAAAAUCAAGGACUUUGUCCAAACAACCAUUGCCCAGUGUCACCAGACAGGCUACGUGGCAUCCAUCAUGGGCAGGAGGAGACCACUGCCAAGGGUCCAUGACCAAGACCAGCAGCUCCGGGCACAAGCAGAGCGGCAGGCGGUGAACUUCGUGGUGCAAGGCUCCGCCGCAGACCUCUGUAAGAUGGCUAUGAUCCACAUCUUCACGGCAGUGGCCACUUCCCCUACCCUGACAGCCAGGCUGGUCGCCCAAAUUCAUGAUGAGCUGCUAUUUGAGGUGGAAGAUUCACAGAUUCCAGAGUUUGCAGCUCUUGUCAGGGGCACCAUGGAGUCCCUGCAAUACGUGCCCCUGAAGGUGAGCCUGAGUGCCGGCCCCUCGUGGGGACACCUGGUGCCGCUGCAGAAGUCUCAGGCCCUUGGCCCAGUCCACCUCUCACUGAGUCUCCAAGCAACCACCCAGCCACCGCCAGCCCCCUUGUCAGCACCUACCCCCGGUGCGCGCAUUUUUCUCCUUCAUUUUGUCUGUAGCCCCAGGCAACAGUGGGAGGAAAGAACUGGUUUCCACCAGUCCAUUGUGUGGCCUUCCCCAAGACACCAGGAAGGAGGUAGGCCUGAUGCCAUUAUGGGGCCCCACACUUCACCCUACCCCUCAGAGGUGCCAAGUGGACAGGAUGCCUGGGACCCCACCCAACCCCUGGCCCUGUAG